AUGAGCGAUGACUUUACAAAAAGCCCAGGAACGCCUCAUCGCACAGGAGGCCACUCCAGAGCACCAUCAGCAUCGCCCUCAGAAAUUGUUCCUUACGCAGGUUUUUUGUUUCCGGACGUGAGGGCUAUUUACACGCUAAAAUUGCACGAAUUCCCAGAAAUAGCCUGCAGUGAGGUGACACUGUUUGGCUUUGAGAUUUAUAUCGUGGAGCAGUGGGCGCUGGAACGCAGACACUCCACAAUCAUUACUUCUUAUACGGGCAAUUCACAGGACAUUGUGCGAGCGGUCAAAUUCGCACUUCCCGAAGCGCAGGAACAUUGGCCUGCUCCAUUUCGGGAAUACUACGAAGAGCUCGUUCAAUACUCUGCACCUAAGUGGACUGAAGAUGGCACGCUUUUUGUCAGUACAUCUUCUCAGAUCCCCUCUGCUCUGAAUUUACUUCAUGUUGAAUGCGGCGACCUUCGCAAAAUUUGGGACGUUUUUAAGGUUAAUAUAGACCUCAAGCGACUCCAAUGCGGCGGUCGUUCCGCACUCCUAUUGUGCGAGCCGUCAGGCGCCUCGUGUGAAAAGUUCAUACAGCUUUACAAGGUUGCGGCUCCCUCUCCAACUUCACAGGAGCAGGAAUACAGCUAUUCUACACACGCGGUGCUCGAACUCGUAACACUGGUACAGAUUUCCCUUACUUAUUUCAGCUUACUUGAUCCCAAUUAUAAAGAUGGCAUUCUUUGCACUUUCACAGAGAAUGCAAUCAAGGAGUGGUGGUCCUUGUAUGGGACUCUAUACUUGGGCUGUGACAGGCCUCGUCAUGAGGGCCCAUUGGGCCCCACAACCGUUGCAGGACUGAUCAGCCUGGUGCUGACAAUUUUUUUCAAAUUAACAGUCCUGAACUGCAUGCCCACGAAGGAGCCUUACGAUGAAAGUUCUUUCCGCAGUGGUGUUUAUCUUUUUCAAAAAAAAUUUGGCCUCUUCAAAGCUAACGUCAAAACACUCUCUGCUCUGGACCCAAUCUUGGUGUCUAAGCUUUUUGAUGUAAGGCCAAAAGCAUCGAAUACCGAUAUUUUUAAGAUCAAAAAAGCUGUCAAAUCAACUGUCCAGGAUAUCGCCGGUAAGGGCAACCCGAUGCAACUAUCUAACGAUAUCUUAACUACUGAUCUCGAUCAUCUUACGAGAAAUGUACAGGGGAAUGUUCUGUUCCUUCUUUGGCACGGUAAAAGCGCCAAACAGUCAUCUCAAAGAAAAAGGCCGAAAGAAAGUUUCAAAAACGUUGUUUUUCAUAGAGGAGACCCAACUGAUGAAAUUUUGAAGUCUAACAUCUUUGCCACGAAGUUGAGUAACGAGAUUUGGGCCAAUUCUAAAGUGAAAUUGAGCCCUCAGGAAAAUUACAAAAGUUUUGAUUUUGAGCACUCAUCUGCGCAAAGUGAGCAGCUGAGCAAUCACGAGAAAGAUGCAGUGCAAAGAAAGAAAGAAGAUGCAUAUAUCAAAAAUGAGGACGUCUCUUUUCGAAGGGAGUUGCACCGAAGGUCAUCUGCGCCAUUAAUUUCAGCGGAGGUGAAUUUCUUGCAGAUAGACUACGAAAAUGUACCUCGGUCGUCACAGCCCUGUAGCGUCGGGAAGAAUCGUCGGUUGAGUUUUUCGCUAGUACAAGAUGCUGUAGAGCUAUGGAGAUUUCCUUUUGAUCCGUCGCCUGUUAGGAGCGCUCGAAAUGUGCUGGGUAUGGAAAAGAGUCUUAAGGAACAUUCCAAACUAUUUUAUGAGGAGCAACAGCAUAUUGGUGCUGAGGCAGCGGAUAAGCGCGAACCUUUGAGCGAAGCCAGUGCUGUAUUAAAUUCCAAGUUGCAGAAAGUGGUGGAAUUGCGAGAUUCGCUUUCCACGAAGCGGUCGUUAGUUUUGAGUGACAUGUCUGAAUUGGAUUCUCUUGCUUCCAAAUUGAAGUAUGACCUUCGAAGUCUGGACGCUCGUAUGAGAGACGUUGACGAGCGCAUGGCUCAAUUCCGCUCCAAAAUCGGCAAUAUGGCAUGGUCUUUGGAACACAACAAGUCGAGUCAAUUGAUGACAUCGUCACUUUACAGCAACCCGAAGAAACUCGAUAGAUACGCGCGGGAAAUUUUGGAACGUGCAAAUGGGUUUCGAUCAAGCGGGGUGAUUUUGAAUCUGUGGAAUAAAGUUGGCAAUUUGUCGUCGCCCUUUUCAAGAGAGGUGCAUCGCUUUUGGGGCUUUUUAUGCAAACGAUUGAUACCGCAAAAGCUUUCAGGACAAUAUCGAGCUGAGAGGUCUCACAAAUAG
Lachancea sp. 'fantastica' is the source of this 2283-nucleotide messenger RNA. Lineage: Eukaryota; Fungi; Ascomycota; Saccharomycetes; Saccharomycetales; Saccharomycetaceae. The record is from the annotation of a GenBank genome assembly.